AUGCCAAAUCAACAGCAAAAAAGAGCAUAGUCAACUAAUUAGAGAUCACAUAAGAGAAUUCCGAGCAAAAAUGUAAUGGACUAAACAUUUUUAUUAGCACAAGCACUUCUCUAUAACCCAUCAAUAUGUAAUAUUGUUUGCAAAGAUUUAAAUAUUACUUAAAAUACUUAAAAGCCAAUCAGGCAUUCUAGAAAACGCUCUCUAAAGAAUUAAAAUAGCUCAUCAAAUGCUAAUCUAAGUAGAAGAUCCUAUGAAAAUACUUAGACGGUAAACUUAAUAAAAUAACUAAAGCUCUAGAAUGAGAUCGCUACUCUUUAAUCACAAUAGUUAAAUAAAAUUAUUGCCAACUAGAACAUAAGCCCUAACAAAAGCUAAGCAUUGUUAGCCCCUUUUCAAAACAAACAUCCUUUGAUACAUGAAUUUAAAAUGAAAGAGCCGAGCAUCAAUCUUAAAUAUCAAAAUAUGAUUAUUCAAAGGCCAAAGUCAUAGAUAAGAAGCUAGAGAGGCAUGAAUCAAACACAUGGAUUGGACUUUAAUAAGAUUGACUUCAGUGAUUAAGGAUAGUUCUUCAAAUACAUUUAAAGCAAAGACAGAGGAGCAACAGGUUUGAAUAGUGAUUUAUAAAGUGAUAGAUACGAAGAUUAUCUAAGAGGAGACUUUCAGAGAAUGGGUAUGAGUGCUGUUCCUGAUAAUAGAUUUAAUGCAACAACACAGCUAGUGAAAAAUACAAGUUAUGAUUUUCCAACAUAGAUGUCAUAGCAGCCUAGAUUCAGUAGGCCGACAACAGCAGCAUCAAAUUAUCAACCAGAAUUAAUCAAGAGAUAUUCAUAAAACGAAGAUCAGGUCCCAUUCUAAUUAAGAUAAAAUUUAAAUGAGCCGCGAUUAAUUUAGAAAGAAAGCAGCUAUGGUUAACAUUUGUUUACUGAUGCUCAAGAUACAAUUGGUAAUAAUUAGUAAAGUAUGCAACAGAAUACCUAGCUGACUCAAUAAAACUCAAUCUAGCUAAGUCUAUAUCACAGGUAAUAGCAGAGACCUAAAUCAGCUAGUUAUGAGAAUAAGAAAUUCAGAUAAGGAUAAAAAUAAACAGGGAUGCAAAUGCCUUAUGAUAGAAAUAAGAUUUAAACUUAAAUUACAGAAUCUCAUCAUAACCAAGGAAUAAUUUCAUCAGAUGCCAAUGAUUUGAAAACACAAUCAAUAUAAUUAUCCAAUGGAUAGUAACUUCAUUUUAAACCACCAAGAGCUUCAAAGAAAAUGGAUUCUUAACAUUAGGUAUCAUAAUCUCAGUUCUAUUAAGAUUACCUAGAGAGGGGUGCCUACAUCUAGAGUAUGAAUCACAGCGAAAUGAUAACUGAGUAGAAUAUCUUGGAUGAAACUGAUACUCAUAAGUAUAUGUAUAAUAAUAGACAGAUUCACCCAUCAUAAGAUCACUCUCACUAAUCUAAUGUUGAUCUUGAUAUUGAGGUACACAAUGUUGAUCUAAAUGCCAAAGAAGUUAAACAAAAUAAGCUUGUCGACAGAAGUAUUUAAUAUUCUGAAAGAUAGAGUGACAUGAAUUUGAUGAUAAAUCGUCGGAAUUCACAGUCGAUAAACAAAAGCUAAGAUGUAAAUUCUCGAAGGCCAAGUUUAAGGUCAGUAUCAAAUAUGAGCUAUAAUAAAUAAGGCACUGAGCUUGCAGUUGCGAUGCCUAAAAUAGUUGAAUAAUCUACUAUUCAGACUCAGAUGAGUGAUUUUUAAAGAUUGACAACUAAAAUAGAUAAAGUUAUUGAAGAAGAAUAAAAAAUGCUGUAAGAUGAGUAAUUGAAAAUAUAAUAGGAUAUUGAAACUGCAAAAAACAAAAAGAAAAACCUAAUGAGUGAUGACUAUCAUAUACCUUAGAUGCUUUUAAGACCUCAAGCAAGUCUUGCUAGUUCUUUGUCCAAACCUCUUCCCAUCUAGAAUAAAUUCAACAACUCUAAAUCUAAAGUUAACUUUAAAAUUUAAGUCUAAAGUUCAACUUAAGACCUCCCAUCUACUAUCAGCAAGUAUAGUGGUGCUAAGAAGUAUGAGUACCUGUCUAAGAGGUUGGAUAAGAUGAGAGAUCUAGUAGAAGAUAUUAAAUAUAAGGAUUAUCUGAAGAGAGUCGAAAUUCUUAAUUAAAAGAAAGCCUAUCUGAGUACUUAUAGGUUUGUUUUAGGAAAGGAUGAAAAACAGAUUUUGAUAAAGGAAAUCGAAGAAAGAGAAGCUGCUGUCGAGCUGGAGGAAAAGGAAAUGUUCCUUAACGAAAAGGAAUGA
Messenger RNA from Stylonychia lemnae, 2271 nucleotides. The record is from the annotation of a GenBank genome assembly. NCBI's taxonomy places the organism in Eukaryota, Ciliophora, Spirotrichea, Sporadotrichida, Oxytrichidae.